Molecule: messenger RNA, 2736 nt
Organism: Acanthopagrus latus (yellowfin seabream)
Lineage: Eukaryota; Metazoa; Chordata; Actinopteri; Spariformes; Sparidae
Gene: fancc
Product: FA complementation group C
Exons: 15
Coding region: 193-1953 (586 amino acids)
Biological process (GO): nucleotide-excision repair; interstrand cross-link repair; cellular response to oxidative stress
Cellular component (GO): Fanconi anaemia nuclear complex
Source: RefSeq, a predicted model, not a curated record
AUACACGGAACUCCGACAGAAGAGGGAAGUUCGGAUUGUUUAGCUACAUCGCGGGAUGAAAAAGCUGGUCUUCUUGUCUGAAGAAACUGAAUGAAACGGACACAGCUGACUUCUGCUCUGUGAAGAUUUUAGUUUGAUACCUGUACGUCUUGUUUACAUAUCCAAAGUACAUCCAACCGGCCAAGCAGCAGAAUGUCUCAGCUGCAGCCAGUGAUCCAGCUGCAAUCAAUGGCAGAGCCCCUGUUGAACAUCCAGGAGAUGCAGGUCUGGCUGGACAAAGCAGUGGCGUGGGGCCAGGCUGACAGCCCAGACACUCAAAGAGACACCUGCCUGCACUUAAACAGACUGAGGGAUUUACUCCAGCAACUCCUCACAAAUAUGAACAACAUGAGCUCCACAACAGAGACCAUGAAGACGCUGCCCUUCCUAGGCCAGUUUCUUGGCCGACUGUGCUGGAACCCCUGUGUCACUGCUGAUGCUACCAGCAGAAGGUUGUUGUUCCAGUGUCUGUGGGGACUGUACUCAGAGCAUCCAGGAAAUGCUGUGGAAAGAAAAGCCAACCAGUGGAUACGGAAAGUGUUGUGUCAGCUUGCUACAGAGGACGACGAUGCUGCAGCGCAGGCGGUAAUGAAGAAUAUGGGUGUCCCACCUGAAGAAUACUAUCUCAAAGUCCUGAGAAAGAAGGUGGCACUGCUGCAAGAAAACAUUGGGAAGAGCUGUAGUUCUCUGGGUGACAUUAAUCAAAGGUGUUCAUGUGACAGCAUUCUGGCCACAUCAGAGGCUUGCGUCCCCCUGGUUACUUGUCCCGAGGCUGCUCCUCUUAUUGGUGCUCUGCUGCAGCAGCCGGUGACUUGUGUCAGGGCAGCACUUAGUGAAGACUUCCUGGAUGCUCUGAGCUCUGCCUACCUCAGCCAGUGCUCGUCUUUGGAGGAGCAGACAGUAAUCUCUCUGUGGUAUCAUAACCUGUCCAGCCUGGAGGAGGCAGUGCUCAGUCAGCUGGAGGAUGUUGUCACCAACAAAGGGUCGACACCACAGAGGCUAGAGGAGCAACUGGCACAGUCACUGCUGCCUAAAGCCUGUGCUCAGCACUGCUCCAUAUUCCUGGUUGUGAAAGACAUCUUCAGGUCCAUCCUCAAGCAAGCUGAAGGGGUCGAGCCUGUGAAGCAUCUUAUCCAAACAUUUACAAGCUGUUUCCUCAGAGAGCUGGCGCUGCUGCAGAAUCAGACGAGCAUCUCUUUGAAGGCCUUGUUCCCAGAGUCACCUCAGAGUCUGCUGCUUCCUCUCUUGACCCUGCCGUCAGAGAUGUCUCAGGAGGCCUGGAGACGUCACCUGAACUGGCUCAGUGGCUCAUUACAGAGACUGACAGAGGAGGAAGAGGAGGGAGACGGAGACGGCAGCAGCAGCAGCAAGAGGCAUCACACAGUGUUUGAGGCCUGGUUCCUGCUGGUUCAGUGUGGCCACUGGGUGCAGGUGGCUGUCCAGCUGCUAGUGACAUCAGAGCCUGAGGACUGUGGGCCCCUCCUGUGGCUGCUGACCUUCUACCACCACCCCACCAAUCGGUGGCACCACAGAGAACUGCAGCUGAUGCACGCCAAAGAAGCUUGGGACCACCUACACUCAUUUUUCUUGAUCUCAGCUCGUCCUCUUCCUGUUGACUGCCUCCAAUCACUGGUCUUUCUGCUUUCGUCAACACAACCUCAGCAACCGUCACCGUCUCCAUUAUUGAUCCUCGACCUCUUAGUCAACUUUGCUGUUUUCUCCCAACACUCGUUGAGUGCAUCAACGCAGAUUUUACAGGCGGUGGUGGAUCAGUCUGGUCUGGUUGAUGAAGCAGCGUGUGUUCUCAGCUCACUGCGGCCCCGACUAAACGAAGGAAGCCGCUCAUCAGACGACUGUAACAGAGUUCAUCUCAGGAUCAAGGCACUUCAAAACACACUUGUGCAUUCGGUAUAGAGACCUGCUGAGAGUACACGCACUCUAAAAACAGGUGGGAGUGCAUACCCACACACACAUUAAUGCAUAUCAUCACACCGUAGCAGAGAGUUCAUCCUCGGCUCAGGGUUUUUUUCAGGGCACCUUUGCAGAAUGACAAAUAGCCACGCUUUUGUGUCGACAUGCUGCGGUACAAUGACAGGAGUGUGUCAAAACAGCCCGACGAGGACAGAUUAUGUGGAGAGGCUACAAUUAUAUACGCACACACUCGCAUAACACAGCUACAAGGCCCACAAGGACACUUGAGCAGUGACAGAUCACACAGAAAAGAAGCAGCAGCUCGUACAACAUGUCCGAGUCCUCCCACUCAUAUAAUUGUGUGACAAUAUAAAUCCUUCACACUACACGGGCUGACUGAAAGACGUUAAGGUUUGGAGGACGGGACGAGCGUACGCCAGUUAUCUCUGCAUAUUUAUUAUUCGUGGUAAAAUGUGUUUAUAUGAGAGACAUAUUCUUGCAGCACUGUGUAUAUUAUACAUGUAAAUCCUUAAAUGUAAUGUCAGUUCUUCCUCUGUGAACAUUUUCUAUUGCCUAUUAUUUAUGAAAAGGAAAUGACUUCUGUGUUUUAUCCAUGAUCUUAAGCGUAGACAUUUAAAUUUGAGAAUACUGUGCUGAUGCUCCUACAUGACGAGUAGUUGACUGCUGCUGGGGCUGGACAGAGAUGUGAACAAAUGCACAUGUAUAUGUAUAUCUACCCUUUUAUUAUGUCUUGGAAAAAUUAAAAAAAGAAAAUGCUUGGCCUAA